Messenger RNA from Babesia microti strain RI, 810 nucleotides. RefSeq lists its product as hypothetical. Gene Ontology annotation, biological process: microtubule-based process. Gene Ontology annotation, cellular component: nucleus; cytoplasm. NCBI's taxonomy places the organism in Eukaryota, Apicomplexa, Aconoidasida, Piroplasmida, Babesiidae. The record is from RefSeq and is a predicted model, not a curated record. The transcript has a single exon. The coding region runs from base 1 to 810 and encodes 269 amino acids.
AUGUCUGAUAUUAUAAUUAAAUAUGUUGGUAAUCACAUAUUCUUAUUAGCUUAUAGGAUGAAGGACGGUGAUGAUGGGUGGAGAUAUGUAAUAGCUUCUAAGAAUCGUCAUGUUAGGGGUGAUAUAUCCACUUGGGGUAAUUACUCAAACAAUAAAAAAUUUGACAAAAAUUUGUUGCCUGAAACUACACCAGCUAAUGUUGACAUUGACAAAGUUGUUGGAAACAUAGAUUCAAUAGUGUCUACCAUAAAAUCUUCAACAUUUUACAGCUUCUUAAGUGAAGCUUUACAUAAAGUUGUUUCUAAAAACUUGAAAAUGAUAGUUCUGGGUUGUGCUAGUCCUACUUGCGGCCCAUUUAUCACUAAUUGCAAAUGCCAAUGGGCACUGGCCAAAUUAUUGACAGUUGACAGUAAUCAUUUAUUUAAAAUAAUAUCGGUCGAAAUUUUUGAUCCGUUAAUGAGCGAUACUGAUUAUCAAAUUUGGCAGCGAUUAAUCGAAUUUCCUAACACAACAGCCGAAACUGAUUGGACACUGCUAAUCAUGCCUCACUGCGAAGUGGACCUUUAUCGCACUGUACUUGAAUCAUUGUCGCAUAAAUUAGACAUUAUUGAAUCUGCAAAGCAAUUGGCAAGCGGAAGCUAUGUUUUCAGAAAUAUUGCAAAACUUAGUAAUGUAAUACUGCUGUCUAAUACCCUAUCCAAUUGUGAUAGUUUGGAUUUAAAUACAGAAAUUACUGAGAUUAAGUUGCCAAAAUUCGAUCCCUACCCCAACGCCUUCAAUGACUUAUACCUUAUUACCAUCGACACCUAA